AUGGAGUUCCAUGAGGAGCCUGAAGAAACUAUGAAUAUUGUAAAAAUGGACACUUCGCAGGUUCAUUCGAGUUUAUCCAAGAAUAAUGAAGCUAAAUCAAAAGCAGUUACUGAAUCUCAGCUUAAACAAGAUACGAACCUUGCUUCAGAUGAAACACAAGCUUCUAAAGACGUCACUGCAUCUGAAAGGCCAACUACGAAAUCCCGAUCUGCUGAAGAGACGGAAGAGGAAGGGUCAAAGAGUGAUAAUAAGGAAAGUGACACAGAUGUUGGUAUGAGUACUUCAGAUGAAAGAGUUGCAACGCCAUCCAAAGCUCGGAAAUUGAAAAGAUUUGAAGAGCACACGUCCUCUUCAGAUACAACAGAUAGCGAUGCUGUAAAGGAAGUGGUAGUGACUGCUGAGGUCCACUCUCCUCGUUCCAAAAAGAGGACUGAGGAACCGCUACUGAAACGGGUGACUAGGACGAACAGCACUUCAUUGGCUCAACAAGAGGUGGACCCAAAAGAACAACCAUCAACCUCAAAGCAGUCUGAAGGGAAGAGAUCAUCUAGGAAGACCAGAAGUGUCAGUCUGGCUGAAGAGCCUGUGGGAUCUAGGAGGAAUUUGAGAAGCAGUAGUGUGGAGACGGAAGGCAGUGUGAGUGAGAAGAAAGAAGAAAACAGGGCAAUGCCAGUUGAUGAAGGUGAAAGUACGAAGAAAGGAAGGAGGAGAAUAUCGUCGGUGGAUGAGUCAACAAGUACUGGAGGGGGUAGAAGAGGAAAGAGAAGGACUAUGUCGGUUGACGAGCUGCCUGUUAUCGCUGAAGAUGUUGAGUUGGGGAAGAAAACGACGAUGGAUCGCUACACUUCAACACGAAGAUUGACCCGAAAACAGGCGAAUAUGAUGAGAAAUUCUAGCAUACCGGAGAGAGAAGAAAUGGAAAAACUAGAAGGAGAACCUUUUGAUCCCAUCGAUCUUCUUGACAAAGAGCCAUUCCAAGGAAAAGCCGAUUCAGAAGAAUCGAAAGUGUACCAAGGCUCGUCUUCCACAGCUAGUACCGUAAGUUCCGUGAGGCCAGGUAAAAGAAUAACAAGAUCGGCAUCAGCUGCUUCAGAUACAUCGGUUGCUCAGGUUUUAACCCCAAAGAAACAAGGAAGGUCAAAAUCGCAACCUAAAAGUCCUGUACAGCCUACAGAAGGUGUCAAAACAAGAUCAAGGAAAUACUCCGACUCAAAUUCUGUGGCUUCUAUACAAUCGGGGUCUCCGUCACCGCCUAAAAGAACUAGGAAGAAAGACGACACUACUAUUCCAAGUUCCACUAGAAAGACUAUUAGAAGCAGAACUAGUUCCAUUUCAUCUACUAAAUCAGAUGCACAUACCAAAAGAAAAUGA
This is a messenger RNA of Acanthoscelides obtectus, 1371 nucleotides long. The record is from the annotation of a GenBank genome assembly. NCBI's taxonomy places the organism in Eukaryota, Metazoa, Arthropoda, Insecta, Coleoptera, Chrysomelidae.